This is a messenger RNA of Sorghum bicolor (sorghum), 1922 nucleotides long. Its product is annotated as arogenate dehydratase 3, chloroplastic. The transcript has a single exon. NCBI's taxonomy places the organism in Eukaryota, Viridiplantae, Streptophyta, Magnoliopsida, Poales, Poaceae. The record is from RefSeq and is a predicted model, not a curated record. Gene Ontology annotation, biological process: L-phenylalanine biosynthetic process. Gene Ontology annotation, cellular component: cytoplasm; chloroplast. Gene Ontology annotation, molecular function: prephenate dehydratase activity; arogenate dehydratase activity. Bases 356 to 1612 code for a protein of 418 amino acids.
UAACCGGUCGGCGGCGAUAGCCAAAGGCAACGAAUAAACGGGCAGUGCUUGGUAGCGGACAAUUAUUGUAGUCGCGGGCAGCAAAGCCACCGGACCACCGCCGUCCUUGUUGCUCACUUGGCUGGCUGCUCGGCAAUUUGGACGCCGGCCGCUCGUUGCCGUGCCGGGGUUAUAAAAGUCAACACCCUCCGCCCACCACCCCUGUCUGCUAAGCUAAGCUCCUAAGCUAAAGGAAAGGUAACCCCACCCCCGCCCCCAACCUCCACCAUCGCCUGAUCGGCCGGCCGAUCGAUCCCCACCUCCGGGCGCUUCCUCCUCCUCCUCCUCCUCCUCCUCACCCCCGGCGCGGCGUUCUAUGGCCUACACCUCCUCUCUCCACCUCCCCAAGCACCUCCUCCUUCCCAGCCCCCGCCGGACAAGGCACCGCAGGCCGUCCUCCUUCGUCCCCGUCUCCGCGGCUGCCAACAAGAUCAACGGCGGCGUGAACGGCCAUCACGCGCCCGAGAAGCCGGCGUUGCCCAACGGCAAGGCGCCACAGCACAUCAACGGGCACGGCAACGGGCACGGCAAGAAGGGCGUCAACGGGCACGUCAACGGCCGCCAUGCGGGCAACAACCGGAUCCACCUCUCGGUGAGCACGGGCGGCGGCGGGGGCCAGGACGGGUCCGGGCUCCGCGUGGCGUUCCAGGGCGCGCCGGGCGCCUACAGCGAGUUCGCGGCCAAGACGGCGCUGCCCGGGUGCGAGACGGUCCCGUGCCGCGCCUUCGCGGACGCGCUGGCGGCCGUGGAGCGCGGCGCCGCCGACCGCGCCGUGCUCCCCGUGGAGUCCACCAUGGAAGGCACCGCGCUGCGGAACUACGACCUGCUCCUCCGGCACGGCCUGGUGGUGGUGCAGGAGAUCAACCUCUUCGUGCACUACUGCCUGCUGGCCAUGCCCGGUGUCCGCGCCGCCGAGGUGCGCCGCGUCAUCAGCCACCCGAUGGCGCUGGCGCACUGCGGCCGCGCGCUGGCCCGGCUCGGGGUGGACCCGGAGCCCGUGGAGGACACGGCGGGCGCCGUCGAGAUGCUGCGCUCGGGACGGAUGCUCGACACCGCCGCCAUCGCCAGCCCGCGCGCCGCCGACCUGUACGGCCUCGACGUGCUCGCGCACGGGCUCCAGGACGAGUCCUGGAACGUCACGCGCUUCCUGCUCCUCUCAAGGCCGUCGGCCGUCGCCGCGCUGCCCGUGGACGCCGCCGCAGGCGGUGCCACAAAGACCAGCAUGGUGGUCGCGCACCGGGGCGGCUCCAUGAUGGUGGUGCUCAAGGUGCUCUCCGCCUUCUCCUCCCGCGGCAUCAACCUCACCAAGCUGGAGGUCAUCAACAACGACGGCGCCGCGGCUGCCGACGCCGGAUCUGGCGCUGGCGCGCGCCCGCCCGUGGUGAUCCUGGACACGAGCGCCAGGGGCAAGCCGACGCUGCGCGCGUUCCCGCACGUCCUGUACGUGGACUGCGAGGGCGCCGCGCACGACCCGCGCGUCCACGAGGCCAUCCAGGAGAUCGAGACGUUCGCCGUCUUCGUGCGCGUGCUCGGCUGCUACGCCGCCGACUCCACCGUCUACGACCUGCAGUGACGAAUUUAGCUUAGCCAGUCUGCCGUGAUUUCCUCGCUGUUAAUUGGACGAAGCUGUCUGUCAGAUUCUAGCUAGUACUAGCAUUCAGAAAGCAGCUUCAGUUAGGUAGAUUAGUUGCUUGCUUAUGCGUAAUUUUUGUACAGAUGCAAUAAGAAUGUUCCUAUUGCUUAUGCGUAAUUAGGUUGAAGCUUGGUGAUGAUGCCAGCUGAAGGAUGUUUCUACUUUCUACUAAGAUGUAUUGUCGUUGUUGGUUAUGACUGGAUUAUCUCUUGUAAAUUUCUCGUGCUAUAGUUAUUGUUAGAAACUUUCA